Dacryopinax primogenitus is the source of this 968-nucleotide messenger RNA. Its product is annotated as urease accessory protein UreG. The coding region runs from base 59 to 835 and encodes 258 amino acids. The record is from RefSeq and is a predicted model, not a curated record. The transcript is spliced from 8 exons. Lineage: Eukaryota; Fungi; Basidiomycota; Dacrymycetes; Dacrymycetales; Dacrymycetaceae. Gene Ontology annotation, molecular function: nickel cation binding; GTPase activity.
AGUCUCUCCUCAACCGGGCUCGUCUGGGACGCACACCCACGACGGCUUCACGUACCACAUGCACAAUCACUCGCGCCAGUUCUUUGCGCUGGACGACGAGUACGCGCAGCCUGGAACCUGGACACCUCUGGAGCACGGGCACACGCAUGAGCAUCUGGAACACGCCGGGAAAUUCGGAGAUCGUGUUCUUCCCGAUUAUAACCAUCGAGACUUCAAGGAGAGGGGAUUCACUAUUGGCAUUGGAGGACCUGUAGGCUCCGGGAAGACGGCGCUUACGCUCGCAUUGUGCCAGAAGUUGCGAGACAGGUUUAAUAUCGGUGUGACAACUAACGACAUCUUUACGCGCGAAGACCAGGAGUUUCUGAUCAAGAACAAUGCUCUCCCCGCCGAACGCAUCCGGGCUAUCGAAACCGGUGGGUGUCCGCACGCAGCAAUCCGAGAAGACAUCUCGGCGAAUCUGCAUGCGCUGGAAGAGCUGCAGGCCGAAUUCGGAUGUCAGCUGCUGUUUGUCGAGAGUGGCGGUGAUAAUUUAGCUGCCAAUUAUUCUCGAGAGCUGGCGGACUACAUCAUCUAUGUUAUUGAUGUAUCAGGGGGUGACAAGAUCCCACGAAAAGGCGGGCCGGGUAUCUCGCAGUCUGAUCUACUCGUGAUCAACAAGACCGAUCUCGCACCCUACGUCGGCGCAUCGCUCGAAGUGAUGGCCCGGGACGCGGCCAAGAUCCGGGACAACGGUCCCACAGUGUUCACCUCGAUCAAGCACGGGGACGGGGUGGACGAGAUCGUUGACUACGUGCUAAGCGCCUGGAAGGCCAGCGGAGCCUCGAGGCUUAAGUAAGCCCCGACCUUAUGCCGGGGGAUGACGACCUCCCCAAGCGCUCACCAAGGAAGAUCCGCUCUAGAGCGGUUUGCCCGCCCGGAAGGAAUAGACAGGCCAAGAAUGGCCAACCAUACUCAUGAACGAAGAUUUG